AUGAAUAUAGAAGUUUUAUGUCCAGAACACAAUGAAUAUAUCAUUUAACUUGAUGUAGAAGAAAAUAUUGAUUUGGGAAGGAGAACUUUAUGUGUAGAAUGUUAAGGUAAAAAGCCUAUUAGUUUAAAAUAAAGUUUUGACAGAUUAAAUGCAUUUUAUUAGGAAUAAUAAAAUAAUAAAGAUGCUUUACCAUAUGUUCUUAUAAAACAAUUAGAAAAUUUAAGGAAAACUUUGGUCUAAGAAAUUAAUUCAGUCAUAGCAUCAAUUUAAAUAGAAAUUAAUUAAAGAGUUAAUCCUUUAUAAGAUAAUUAUAGUAUAGUUGGUUUAUCAUAACUUCAAAUUUUAGGAGAAAGAUUAAGCUCAUUAACAAGCUUUUAGGAGAAGUUUUUGUAAAAGUCUAUAGUUAACUUAAAAUAAUAAUUAUAUUAAAUUUUAGAUAAGUUUUUUAAUGAGUAACCUUAAAAGGGAUUAUUAGAGAAAUAGAUGUUAUAAGUUAAAGGGAAUAAUACUUAAGAAGAAGGAAAGAUUAUUAAUUCAUAUUAUAAAAAGAUAAAUGAAGUCAAUAUGGAAGAUACAUGUUAAGCAAUAGCAUUUAAUCAAAAUGGAAAUGUUAUGAUAACAACUUCUAAGAAUGAUAUUAUUGUUUGGGAAUUUUAGAAGGGAAUGUUGAAUUAAUAAAGGAUUCUAAAGGAACAUAGUAGUGAGGUAGUUUGUUUGUGUGUUAGUAGGAAAUAAAACUUUUUUUUUUCUGGAAGCACAGAUUCACAAAUUGUUGUUUGGUAUUUAUGGAAGGCUGUAGCUAAAUUAAAUGAACAUAAAGGUAGAAUUAAUUGUUUAGUAUUAUGGAAAAAUGAAGAAACUAUGAUUUCAAGUAGUGAUGAUGGAACAAUAAGAGUUUGGAAUUAUAUUAGAUCAGAAUGGAGAAGUGGUUAAGUGAUGAGAAAUCACAAAGGUGCAGUAUAUUAGAUAUCAUUAAAUGAUAUGAACAAUAUGUUAAUAUCAACAAGUCAAGAUACAACAAUAAUCAUUUGGGAAAUUAAAGAGAAUCAAUAAUGGUAUUAAAAAUAUUUACUCUCUUAAAAUGUAUAUGGUAAGAAAGUGUGUUUUAUAUAUAAUUGUAAAUUUGUUUGGAUACCAUAUAAUACAAAUUCUAUUUAAAUAUAUGAAAUUGGUCAAAAAUAAUUAAAUAAAUUAACAGAAAUGAAUUUAGAAGACAAUGGAUCUGAUAAUUAAUUUAAUCCUUUGAUUUACAAUAGAACAAAAAAUAUCUUAAUUUAAAAAUAAUUAAAUAAAAUUACAAUCAUAAAUAAACCAACGAGUUCAUUAAAUGUGUUAUAAUAAAUAGAUUUUAAGGAUGAUCAAUUUUCUAUUGAAAUGACAGAUGAGGGUAAUUAUCUGAUUUAUGGAGGCAAUAACAAAUUUAUAAUUUAUUAAUUAAAUGAAUGA
Paramecium pentaurelia is the source of this 1446-nucleotide messenger RNA. The record is from the annotation of a GenBank genome assembly. NCBI's taxonomy places the organism in Eukaryota, Ciliophora, Oligohymenophorea, Peniculida, Parameciidae.